AAUAUGACAGAUGCAUAUUGGCUGAUGUUACAGAACAUGGUCAGACUGUCCCAAGAACACAGCUACAAACAUUACUAGGAGUCAUCAUGAUCUCCAUGCUCACCAUGCUGCUGUACCUUGGUCUCAUUUUGGAACACAGGACUAAAAUACAGGCAGGACACCUUCCAAGGCCCAUCAUCUGGGCCGAGCCAGGCUCUAUGAUUGCCAUUUAUACAUCUGUGACUAUCUGGUGUCAGGGGUCUUGGGAGGCCCAGAAGUAUCAUCUGUAUAAAGAGGGAAAUGUAAAUCCUUGGGACACUCAACUCCCUCUGGAAACCAGGAAUAAGGCUAAGUUCAACAUUCAAUACAUGACAACCACUUAUGCAGACACAUAUAAGUGUUACUAUGAGAGUGCUGCUGGUUUUUCAGAGCACAGUGAUGCCAUGGAGCUGGUGAUGACAGGAGCCUAUACAAAUCCCAGCCUGUCAGUCUGGCCCAGUUCUGAUGUGACCUCUGGAGUUUCCAUAGCCUUUAAGUGUAGCUCAUCCAUGGGAUUUGGCAGAUUCAUUCUGAUCCAGGACGGAAAAGACAGCUUUCGAUGGACCCUGGACUCACAACGACAUGACAACCAACCAUUCCAUGCUACUUUUGUUCUGGACACUGUUACUCCCAACCACAAUGGAACAUUCAGAUGCUAUGGCUCUUUUAGAAAUGAACCACAUUUGUGGUCGAAAUCAAGUGAUCCCCUUGUCCUCAUGGUAUCAGAAACCAAGAACCAGUCUCCUACACACACUGAAGAUGCUCCAGCCCAGAUGCUACCAUCAAUGAAAAAUACCUGUGUGAGAAUAACAGAGAUCUGGGGAAGGGGAUUAUUUAGACCUCAGAAUCAGAGAACUGAUGGGGAGGGUCUUGGAUCAGCACUUGGAGAGAAAGAACUUUCACAAUGGAUCUAGAAAUGUCACCACAUUCCCUGAUUCUCUCUCUCCUUGGGACAAGGAAACCCAUGGGACAAGGACAUGGGUCUGAGUCAAAGAGAUACCAGACCCUGUAGCUAAGAAUUGCCUCCUUUCUUCUGACAUGACAGAUGCUUCUGUGAAAAACACACAAUCUGAGGACAAUGGAGAGCUGGACAGUUGGGUGAGAUUCCUGCCCCAUUCACAUUGAUAAGAAUGUUUGGCCUAAUAGUACAUUGUAUAAGUAAGAACUACAUAGGGCCCCUCCAUUUUGGAAGAGUUUGACUCUGUGAACUAUGAUAUCUCUUUGCUUUCCCUAUGACUGUGUGAACCUCCUCUACAGCCUCUUUUCUGAAUGUAUGUCAUCUGUCUGUUGCUUAGCAUCAGGCGCUUUAUCUUUUAAAAGGACAGUUGUGUCAAUGAGCCCUUGCCACUGCCACCACACCAAUCCGCAUAUAUUCACUCACCCUGUUAUCCACAGAGAAUUUCUUUUUUAUAAGUUUGAGGAAAUUUUUAUUAGGCUUUAAAAGAAAAAAAGAACAGGCAUUUGGUUAAUCUUAGCAGCUGUCUGGUGGAGAAAGAGGAAAUGAAGAAAAUAAAUUGGGGGGACACCACACUGUUUGGGUAGAGCUAGGAUGAAGAGAAACUAUGUGGUAGGAUAACCCACAAAGCAGGUAGAAUAGCUUUAAGGAAAGAGUAAGGAAUCACAAAGUGUUGGGAAAGUGUUUUUAGAACAUAUAUACAAAAAUAAUUAAAGUUAUGAAAUAACUCAGAAUAGUAGUCAUAUUUACAAAAAUGUGUGGAACUAUAAGCUACAUCUGAGAUCAUUUUUUCUUCUGGAUCUUCAUAGAGUCUGUGAACAAAGAAAAGAACAGAGCUCCUUGUCUACUCUAAGCUUACCUCAAGGCUAGAAAAUGAGAGGUGUAUAACUGAAGAAUGUUAGUGG
Rattus norvegicus (Norway rat) is the source of this 1878-nucleotide messenger RNA. NCBI's taxonomy places the organism in Eukaryota, Metazoa, Chordata, Mammalia, Rodentia, Muridae. The record is from RefSeq and is a predicted model, not a curated record.